Molecule: messenger RNA, 742 nt
Organism: Talpa occidentalis (Iberian mole)
Lineage: Eukaryota; Metazoa; Chordata; Mammalia; Eulipotyphla; Talpidae
Exons: 2
Coding region: 14-532 (172 amino acids)
Source: RefSeq, a predicted model, not a curated record
AGCCCCGGGAAACAUGGCUGCUCGUCCUAUUUCGGCGUCGCGGCGUGGCCACCAGCCCCCGGAUCAGAGUUGGGAGAGGCUCCGAAGCCCAGGAGGCAGCCCCUCUCCUCCCCCUGCCUCGUUCAUCUUCCCCCCAGACGGAGUCACGGGAGCAGCGAGCCCAGAGGGUGAUUCUGCCUCCUUCUCCCCGACCCAGCGCGUGCGCCCGCCGGCCCCGGUGGGUGCACACUCGCACGCACACUCUCGCACCCACACUCGCACACGCGGGAGCACACGCACAGGUAGUCACACACCAAGGGCAGCGGCGGCGGCCGCCGGAACCUGCUCGGAUGGCAUUGCAACCCCCCAGCCUGGCCAUGCAUUUGCAGUCCGACCCCCGAACCCGCACCUCCCGGGCGCCUCUCCCCCCACCCUCAAAAAAAGUGCCUCCCCUCCAACGCGCACACACACACACACAAAGUCGGAGAAUGGACCGACGGGGAUAUUUUUGGCAAAUGCUCACCUCAGAGGGCGUCCUGUUCCGCAGCUCUAAAUGAAUCCGUUUGUCCAUCUCCAUCUCUCGCGCUCUCUCGCUGCAGAGGCUCCCGCGCCGGCGGAAUUCAAUCAAUAAACCCCAAACCCACGGCCGCGCGUUUUAGGACUUUGAAGGCUCAACCAGCUCCGCUCGGUUCUCGAGCCCCCAGCACCCGCGGCGCACACUAACCUGAUCGCCGUGGGGGCGGGAUCUGCGGCCCCGCGGGUG